GUUUUAUGUCGGUCAUUCGAGCGCGUGGUGGCGCUGUGGGCGGAUCCUCUCAUCCGGGACAUCAGGCGAAUGACGUCAAGGCGCCGAAAUAAACAACAGUGAUAACAGCCCAUAAUAACUAAUGCAGUAUUAUUUUCAGAAAUAAUAGCACACUGAUGCGUUUUAUUACCCCGCGCAGCUGUUUAUAACAGUAGUGGGGAAACAACUGUUUGCAGCAAGAUGCAGGCGGCAGAGGACGCGCAGUGCUCACUGUCGGAGCGAGUGGAGUCUAUGGGAGUGAGUGAACAGAAGAAAACUGCGGGAAAAGAGGAAGAAAAGGAGGAAGAGAAAAGAGAGGAGACGAAUACAGCCCCGAAAGAGGAUGACGCAAAUGUAGAAGGACACAAAGGAUCCAUGGAUGUAGAGGAGCAGAAAGAGGGAAUAGCCACGGAUGGAGAAAUGAAUGGAGGCGGUGAAGGAAAGCUGCAGCAGACUGAGGAGGACUGGGAGAUCCCAUACAGCGAUGAGGAGAUGGAGGACCCUAAGAACUGGAUGCCUGCACCCGAGGAGAUCAAGCGGCUGUAUGAGAUUCUGGCUAAAGGAGAAAUGCUGGAGCUGAAGUGGGAGCCACUUCCACGCCGACCUCCGACCCCUCCACGCACCCCCUCACCUGAGAGAGAUAGAGAGGACUCGCAGGAGGCCAAACAAGAGGAGAACCAGCACAAGGACCUCACGCCAACUGAAUUUGAUUUCGACGAGGAACAGACUAUGGCAACUCCUAAAAACUCUUUUCUCAGUCGCCGCAGAACACCAGGUUCCUCUGCCCGCUCGACGGUCAAGCGCGAGGCCCGGCUGGACAAAGUGCUGUCGGACAUGAAGCGUCACAGAAAAAUCGAGGAGCAGAUUCUGAGGACAGGCCGGGAUCUUUUUAAAAGCGAUAAAGCGCGGUCGGGGCCUGUCGUGGAAAAGCCCUUGUCGCCCAACAGUCAGCGAGAGCGGGAAAAAGAACGAGAGCGAGACAGCGACCCCAGCACUGUCUUCAGUCCCAGACAGAGGAGAUACUGAGGGAAACAACAGACUGCUUGAGUGAAAGCCAGGUUUUUUUGGGUUUAUACCCUAAAUCGUCAUAAUUCAUCGUUUUGCAUUGGACAAAUGAGAUGCUAUUAUUUUACUGAUGUUGUCUUUUUUAUUCGGAUU
Messenger RNA from Sinocyclocheilus anshuiensis, 1176 nucleotides. It is a transcript of the gene pagr1, whose product is annotated as PAXIP1 associated glutamate-rich protein 1. The transcript is spliced from 5 exons. Gene Ontology annotation, cellular component: MLL3/4 complex. Lineage: Eukaryota; Metazoa; Chordata; Actinopteri; Cypriniformes; Cyprinidae. Gene Ontology annotation, molecular function: nuclear estrogen receptor binding. Gene Ontology annotation, biological process: positive regulation of cell cycle G1/S phase transition; positive regulation of intracellular estrogen receptor signaling pathway. The record is from RefSeq and is a predicted model, not a curated record. The coding region runs from base 220 to 1044 and encodes 274 amino acids.